Puntigrus tetrazona (Sumatra barb) is the source of this 4859-nucleotide messenger RNA. It is a transcript of the gene prob1, whose product is annotated as proline-rich basic protein 1. Bases 347 to 4162 code for a protein of 1271 amino acids. Lineage: Eukaryota; Metazoa; Chordata; Actinopteri; Cypriniformes; Cyprinidae. Gene Ontology annotation, cellular component: nucleoplasm. The record is from RefSeq and is a predicted model, not a curated record. The transcript has 3 exons.
GUGUUAUGGGGCCUGGGGAACUAUAUUUAGCUGGCCCUGUGACUGCACUGGCUAUGUAAGUCAGAUUCCACAGGAAACGCUCCAGCACAGCCAAACCAGCACCUGCUGUCAAAGCUGACUGCCACACCACUACCUUAGCUACUACUGGGCCUGGACCACAUAUCCUGAUCCAGACCUCAGCAGCCAAAAAAGAAGAUUUAACACCUCAGGAGAGCAAAACGGACAAAAAGGAGAAGAUUUUGCAUGUCUUGGAUCAGGUCUGACCUGCACAUCCACCCAAAACUUGUCCGUAAAAGUCCAAUACUGCGUCAGAAAUUGUCAGACAACACAGAAGGACAAUCAAGAAAUGUCUAAGUCAUCUGCAUCUAUCAACAAAAAAAACUGUCUGUCUCUCCAACAAAGAGAUGAAAGGGAAAGUGACCUAGAGCAGACUGAUGAUAUCACGGAUGACUCAGCAAGUUCAUACUACACUGCUCUUUGUUCUUUGAGUGAGUACAGUGAAGCUUUAGGGGACACAACACACACUGUCUCUACAGAGUGUCCUGCAGAAGGUGGUACAUUUGAGUUCUUGCCUUGCGUUACCCCUAUGGAAAGCAUCACUUCAAGAUCCUUGAUCAAAGAAACAAAGCAAUCACAGGACUGCAAAACACUGGAAAAGACAAUUACAGAGGUGCUCCCUGAUGCAUCCCAGUGUGACCAGGAUAAACCUUCUUCAACUGAAAGAGCAUUAGAAACUGAGUCAAAGCAUCUGCUGUCAGGUACAACAGCAACAAAUAUGGAUUUGCAGUCAGUAAAGGCAGCCUUUAGAAACCCUGGGCAAAAGCUGGGUAAUUCUGACAAGCUUAAUUUAUCAGGAGAAGAUUCAUUGGUUAAACCGAGGGAUUAUUUUGGAGGCAGCAGGACUGUAUUUCAUACUAACAUUAGAACCGCUGAGGAGCACAGCUCCCCAGAACCCAUACUCACUUCAAACACUAUUUUGAUAACGCCUGGGAGAAAUCAAUACAGCAAGGGUAGGGAACAGGAGCAUGGUGGCACAGAGCCAAAAGAGAACCACGCGACACAAAAGCAAAGACCAAGGGAACGUUUGAGUGCACCCAGGCUUGAGAGAGGCGGGCAUAUUCUGGGUCAUACGGAAAAGGAGGGGGAGGGCCAGGGUAGAGGGGUGAGUUGCAGAAAGGAGCAGGUUGAGCUGUCAGUCAUGUCUAGAAAUAGAAAAGCGUCUGCAAACUGCAUCUCAACACUCACAGCCAGCAAGCAGGAGUCAAGAAUCCCGACGCACUGUUAUUCAGAGCGUAUCCCCGCAACCAGGCACCAACACCAGCUACAGAGACUCGCUGAUACUCAAACGUUGGAAAAGCAGAGCCGGCAAGGCGUCUGGCAGUCCAGACCACUCUCCUGCAAGCUGUGUAGCAGCUCUUGGCAACCUGCAGACAAUACCAGAGGAUCAACCAGCAUGGGAACAAAGCUUGCUGAAGCCAGUAGUAAGGUGGGGGGCCUUGUUAACCAGGCCCAGGUAAGAUCUUCUGGUUCUGAAACUGACUACAUGCAUGUUUUCAGUUCAAGCUGUAGGCCCUCAAGUCAGCCAUCUGCUGAUGAAAACCACAACAAUUGGGCAGAUGAUGUUCUCUCUUUUAAAAUGCAGAUGUAUUCGAACACUCAAAACACAUCUGCUUGCUCAGAAUCUAGCAGCUUUGAGUGUGUUGAUGUGGCAUUGGAAACCACAGAUGAAGUAAACCGGAGCUUAAAGACUGUGCCCAAAAGACAAAUUCAACUAAAGAGACGGGACACAGCAGAGGCGCUUGCCAGAGAGAACAACAAUCAAACCCAUCAGGUUGCAAGCACACCUGUACGGGCCCGGGACAUAUUUCAGCGUCAACAUAGCACCCCUGCAGCUUUUAACCAGGAGUCCCAUGUGGCUGAUCAAAGGUCAGUAAAGGCUGAGCGAAAACAAAGGCUUCAGAAGUCAUUUUCCUUGGAUGAAUCCUCCAGCAAAACCCAAAUGGCUUCCUGUAUCAUAACAAAUGUCCUAUCAAAAAAAAUGCAACAUGAACAGAAUCUUCGCACAUUGGAUGUUCCUGAUAAAGCUUUUGCAUCUGUUAAAGUGAUCAACAGGACUACUACCACUGAUGAAUGCACCUAUUUGUCUGGCAAGGAUGCAUACACUGAAACUUCCAAACUUAAUCAAAGUGCAACUCUUAAGAAGGAGUCCCAGAGAGAACGCAGCCCUUUUCAAAAGCACGGCUUGGUUAGCUCAAAAACACAACCCAAGUUGCUGAGCAAACAUGGCUUCAAUCCUCUUUUAAAUGCAACUGGCAGGUCUGAAGCUCAAGGCAGCAGCACUGAAAUAACCGACCCUUCAGAGAAUGAGAAAGCAGAGAAGUUGAGCCCAAGAGAGGAGGUGUUUCGGCUGCCUAACCUGAGCCCUGGAGGGAAGCUAUCCUGUGACUCAGCAAAGGGCAGAGCGUGGAAUUCGAGUGCAGCAACAAAUGUAGCCAUGAGCACCCAGAGCUCUGAGAAAAUCACAUCUGAAGAAUGCCAUACAGUGCAAGGAAUCCGUAAACAACACAAUUCGACACUAUCCAAUGUGCUGGAAAAGCAGGAGCAACAGGCUGGCACGAUGGAAAGUACACUCAGUCCUACUAAUAUUGCAUGCCUAAUCUCUGAUUUGGAAGCAAAAACAGUGGAUAACACAGUCCAGCAAGCUGAUGAGAGCAGUGUUGGAAAGGCACAAGAGAGUGACAGAGAGGAAGUCAAGUCACCAGGACAGUCUGCGAUCCCAGGUAUGCAAAGCCAAGGCAAAUUGAAAGCCAUGGCCCCUGUGCAUGUAGUAAGAGACAUGAGAAGCCUAGUGAAAAACACAUACAACAUGUCCUUCAAAAGCACAGGGGAACCAGGACAUGGAAUAGAUGGAAGUGCUCCUUUAUUUCAGCCAUCAGUACACAAUUUAAGCAACAACAAGGGUGAAGGCAAGGGAAAGGGAUGCAGACCAGAAGAAAAACCCCUGGUACGAAAAGUCGCUCCACCUCUUUCACUGGACAGAAGGAGGGAUCACUCUGCAACGAGAGGAUGCUCGACUAAGGUAAUGCCUUCUGUGGAAUCAAAUGACAAAACUCAUAGUGUUGGAUUUACAAAGGUCAGCCCAAUUAGUAUAACCAAGGCAAACAGUUGUGCCUUGUCAAAGCCCUCAGAGACACAGGAUAGCCAAGUUGGCAUGAGUAAACCUGAUGUUGUAGUCAGCGAAACAAACUUGAAACCGAAAAACAGGACAGACCUGGCACUGCAUGCUAAAGAAGAGGCCUCUACUGACAAGCCUACAAAAGGAGACUUAAACAAGGAAGAGCAUGAGAUGACCACCAGCUCUGACAAACUAUUCCCAGUAGCUCUGCAAUAUUGUUCACCCACAACCAGUUCUGAGCUACAGGACUAUGGCAGGAUAAUCAGUGAUGGCCCCCAGACCCCAUGCCUUCCUCCCAGGUCACAGAGUUCUGUGGGGCCUCUUUCUGCUUGCAUCCUAACGGUUGCCUCAACACCCAUGGUUCCCUCAUAUUAUUACAAACCCAGUCCAGUGGGUUACCAGACAAUCUCUCCUCAUAUUGGAGCCGUUCAUGGCUAUGUUCAAGGGCCUGUCAUGUUUCAAACACCUCUUUACAACCAGCCCGCUGCAUCAAACAGUCAUACCCCCCUAAUGAGAUCCCUCUCCGAGGAUGGAAAAACGUUAGUCCAGCCAACAGAUGGCUUAACCAGUCAAGCUCAGAACGGGGAAGCGGGGCUGAAAAUAUCUUCUCCAGAAAGCCAACACAAUACAAUCUUUGUUGCUCCCAUGAGUGCAGAGGCCAGGCUUGGGGGUACAGGUGUGCUGUAUCCAGAAGCAGGAGGAAGUGUAGCAGCAGGACAAACCCCUCGCCAACUGUUGCUCGACCCGGAAACCGGCCGCUAUUUCUAUGUGGACGUGCCUCAGCUGCCACAGCGGAAGAUGCUGUUUGAUCCAGAAACUUGUCAGUAUGUUGAGGUCCUGCUGCCACAGCAGACCCUACCCAGUGCCGUUUUACCCACCCCCUGUGCCAUACCCUUUGCCUCUCUGCACAUCCCACCCAUGUACACCCCACAGUGCUUACCUUACGUACAGUCACAUCCUCAGGUGAUUCCACCACCAGAACCAUGAAACCUGACGUGGCCUAAAGACUGUAGAAGACAAUAAGUCAUGCCCAAGGAUCAGGUUACCAGUGCCUAUUAAGUGUUGGAAAGGAGCUGUUUAUAAGCUUCUGGAUGAGUGAAACAUGUUGACCAUCUGUUGCCAUGGCCUCAGGCAUCAAAGCUGAAAACGUAUUCUGUUAGCACUGCAUUCAACACUCCUUACUUCGUAAAGGCUACCUCUGGACUUGGCAACUGACAUGGGUGAGACUGAUUAUAUCUGUUGAAAUGUUGUAAGAUGCAUAUGCAUUCACACAUUCAGCCUACAUAAACAGAGCAGGGGCUUUAAAUGGAGAGGGCUCAGAUCACCUCUGGUAUGGGCAAUUGAGACGAACCAAGGGACCGGAGUGUCUUGAGCUUGUUUAGAAGGAAUGACAAAGGUCACAAUAUUGUUAUUGUAAAUUGUAUUUAUAUUGACUAAAUGGCAGUUUAAGCAAAACCAUGGCUCUGUUUUAUGUAAACAAUGACUUAGUUGUGGAUGUCAUGACAACACUUUAUUUUUUUACAUUUGUAAGCUUAAACAGAAUUUUAGUGUCUUAUCCUGUGUCUUUUAAAAAUGUAAGGACCAAUUCUCAGUAUUAAUUAGCAAGCAUAUUACUAGCAUAUUGGUUGUAUAUAAGGCAUAUAUUAAUACUAUACUCUGCAUGGCAAUAUAUACAAUCCCUUAU